Molecule: messenger RNA, 399 nt
Organism: Trichomonas vaginalis G3
Lineage: Eukaryota; Parabasalia; Trichomonadida; Trichomonadidae
Product: acetylation-dependent protein binding
Exons: 1
Coding region: 1-399 (132 amino acids)
Biological process (GO): chromatin remodeling; regulation of DNA-templated transcription
Cellular component (GO): chromatin; nucleus
Source: RefSeq, a predicted model, not a curated record
AUGUUAAAACGAGAUGAACAGGAUUUUGCGAAUAAAGUGAUGCAGGAGAUAGAUAAUAAGAAAAUUUCAAUCAUGUUCCAGAAACCUGUCGAUCCAGAUCGUGAUAAUUGUCCAGAUUAUGACGAAGUUAUCAAAAAUCCAAUGUGCUUAGAUGUUGUAAAACAAAAACUUGCUGCAAACAAGUAUAAUACGUUUUCUGCAUGGAUUAGUGACGUAAAUUUGAUCUGGAAUAACGCACAAACAUAUAAUUCAAAAUAUUCAGCACUAUAUCUAAUGGCCAAAGAUAUUCAGCUUUGGUUUUGGAAAAGACUCGAGAGUGCUCCUAAAAAUGACAGCGGAAAAUGGCUAUCUAAAGUUCAAAAGGUUUUAACACAAAUUCAGAACGAUAUUGAACAAUAA